CAGAGUCGGCUUUCUCAGUGGUCCAGGUCUUCCGAAGCCAUGGGUACCCGAUACCUCCUGGUUCUGUUGCUUGUCCUCCUGGUAUUGGGAUUUGAGGUCCAGGGGGCCCAUGAGUCCCAGCAAGAUGAAACCACCAGCUCCGCCCUGCUCACCCAGAUGCAGGAAUCACUCUACAGUUACUGGGGCACAGCCAGAUCGGCUGCCGAGGACCUGUACAAGAAGGCAUACCCAACUACCAUGGAUGAGAAAAUCAGGGACAUAUACAGCAAAAGCACAGCAGCUGUGAGCACUUACGCAGGGAUUUUCACUGACCAGCUACUUUCUAUGCUGAAGGGAGACUCGUAACAGCUGAGCCCCGAUCGUGGGGGAGGGGAGAGUCCAGACCCCCCACUUCUCAGCACCUGUCAGCAUCUUGCUCCCAGUGCUAGUCUGUCUUCUUAUAAAUAAAUACAUUUAAAAAGCC
Messenger RNA from Canis lupus familiaris (dog), 463 nucleotides. It is a transcript of the gene APOC2, whose product is annotated as apolipoprotein C2. Gene Ontology annotation, biological process: lipid metabolic process; negative regulation of very-low-density lipoprotein particle clearance; chylomicron remnant clearance. Lineage: Eukaryota; Metazoa; Chordata; Mammalia; Carnivora; Canidae. The record is from RefSeq and is marked provisional. Gene Ontology annotation, cellular component: spherical high-density lipoprotein particle; intermediate-density lipoprotein particle; low-density lipoprotein particle. Gene Ontology annotation, molecular function: phospholipase activator activity; lipid binding; phospholipase binding.